AUGGCGGUACUAGCCGCGGCUCAGCUGCUCGACGAGUUAAUGGGUAGACAUCGGAAUACAAAUCCUAAUGAAAAAAUCAAGAAGCCAAAUUGGGAAGAUCCUGAGUACUGUAAAUAUUACAUGGUGAAGUUUUGUCCACAUGAUUUGUUUGUAAAUACUAGAGCAGAUCUCGGAGUUUGCCCUAAAGUGCAUGAUGAUGAAGUUAAAGUGUUGUUUGAUAAAUGUGAGGUGUCAUAUAAGAAAGCACAAUAUGUUGAAGAAUUCCUACGCUUUUGUCGCCACAUGAUCAAUGAUGUAGAAAGAAAAAUACAAAAAGGUAAACAGAGGUUAGAACUAAUGAAUUCAAAACCUGAGGGUCCUCCAAUGACUCAAGCCCAAACAGAAAAAAAUCAAGAACAGGUGCAAUUGCUAUCAGAAAAAAUUACUGCUUUGGUCCAAGAAGCUGAAGAAGCAGGGACAAGAGGAGAUGUUGAACAAGCACAAGGGCUGAUGAAACUCUGUGACAGGCUGAAGGAAGAAAAGGAACAGUUACUUAAACAACAAGAGAACAGCCACUGGUCCAUGACAGCUGAACUAGCGGCAGCGCAAGAAAAACAAAUGGAAGUAUGUCCAGUGUGCGGCGCGUUCUUGAUCGUUGGCGACGCGCAACAACGUAUCGACGACCAUCUUUCUGGGAAACAACAUGUUGGAUACUUUAAGCUUCGUCAAGCCUACGAAGAAAUGAUCGAAUCGCGUGAAAAAGAACAACAAGAAAAAGAACGAAGGCGUAGGGAGGAAAGAGAAAGAGAUCGUAGUGCUCGGAGUGGGGGUCUCGGGUCUGAUCGGCGCGAUCGUGAGCGUAUGGAGCGUGACCGCGAACGUGAUAGAGAUCGUAGCGAUCGUGGUGAUAGAGAUCGUGAACGGGAAAAAGAACGAGAAAAAGAUAGGGAUAAGGAUAGAGAAAAGGACAGAGAUAGGGAACGGGAUAGAGACAGGGAAAGUCAUCGCACCCGCGAGAAGUCGAGCCGCCAUGAGGACCGCGAUAGGGAACGGGAGCGCGAUCGUGACAAGGACAGGGAUCGCGAGCGCGACCGCAAGCACCGCAAGGAGAGAAGAUCAUCUCACGAGCGCUCGCGGCGACGUUCGCGCGACCGCCACUAG
Messenger RNA from Arctia plantaginis, 1140 nucleotides. The record is from the annotation of a GenBank genome assembly. Lineage: Eukaryota; Metazoa; Arthropoda; Insecta; Lepidoptera; Erebidae.